This is a messenger RNA of Fimicolochytrium jonesii, 3406 nucleotides long. Its product is annotated as topoisomerase II-associated protein PAT1. NCBI's taxonomy places the organism in Eukaryota, Fungi, Chytridiomycota, Chytridiomycetes, Spizellomycetales, Powellomycetaceae. The coding region runs from base 316 to 2997 and encodes 893 amino acids. The transcript has 10 exons. Gene Ontology annotation, biological process: P-body assembly; deadenylation-dependent decapping of nuclear-transcribed mRNA. Gene Ontology annotation, cellular component: P-body. The record is from RefSeq and is a predicted model, not a curated record. Gene Ontology annotation, molecular function: RNA binding.
GCCCAACCGACAUCUGACCCACAUCUGACCCGCAUGAGACGCCGAGCUGUUUGUAACAAAACGUCCUGAGCAAAAAAACGUUUCAUAACAUGUAACGAACGGAUCUGAGGAUGUGGAGCGAGAAGACUGUUGCACUGUUUCCCCGCCCCCAAAUGCUUCGACAUCUUCCGCUCCGCUUCUAACAAACCGCAGUGAAAGUUAGUAGUAUCAAUUUACUUUCUGCGACUGGCCUCACUUGUUCGUGCCCACCGCUUCCAAACGGUGUGAAACCCGAAGCAGAUUCGCUUUGAGACGAGACUGCCACCGUGCUCAAACAUGGCCUCCUUCUUUGGCUUCAAUACGGCUCUUCCCGGCCGGGACACUGGACGACGCCAGCAGCAGCAGCCAUCAGCAUAUACGAAUGACGAUACUUUUGGGGACGAGCUCGGUGGGAGCUUAGAAGAUGAUGUCAGCGGCAACCCCCUGACGGAUGGGAAUGCAUCGCGAGUGGACGAGCUGAUGGAACAGAAGUAUGCCUACGGAGAUCCAGCCGAUGUAGGGUUAGAAGGGGAUACGGCCUUGCAAGGCCUAGAAGACGACAACGAGUCUUUGAACGAUGAGACGUUCGGUGGUAGUGCCGCGGUGGAGAACGUUGGCCAAGACUUCGAUUUCGCGGCAGGAGGCGCUUUGCGCAGCGAGGGCGCAUUCCCGAUGGAGCAACGACGGCCGUCUGAGAGACAACAACCUGUGCAUGGCGCAUAUCAUGAUUCAAGUCAUCAGCUGUAUUCGAACGAUAUGCCCGAUGAAGUCCCGCGAAGACCGUCUGAGCUGAACAGGGAAAGCCUAGCGGAGAUUUGGGGAAAAGAGAACAAUGCUGGCCCGAGUCGCGACCAACAGCAGCAUCACGUCCAGACGCAGCCCCAUCCCUCAUCGCAUUAUGGGACAGUGGCUCGACCGGUAACGUUGGAGGAGUUGGAGGCACAGAUGCGAAGGCAGCGUCUCAGCGCAAGGCCAGACGUUCCACCACACAUGCAGGGUGGUCCGGGGCCUCAAAUGGGUGGUGGAGCAUUGGAUAACGCAAGGCUUCAGGGAUACGCUCAACCUCAAAUGGAUCCCCGCCUGAGAAGCGUAGAGGAGAUUGAAGCUCUCAUGCGUGCCCAGCGAGAAGGUGGUGCUCGCCCUCAACAAGGGCCGGCGUAUCCGAUCCCCCAACAGGGGCCGCAGUAUCGUCAGCAGCAGCAAUAUGGUCAACCGUUGGCCGAACGGCAGGCACACCCUGAUGGCAGGUUGCCAAUGAGUAAUGUUUAUCAACAACAACCCCCAAAUCGCAACAACAGUCCUCAGCAAAUCCAACAACAGCAGCAACAGCUUCAACAGCAGCAGCGUGAGCGACAGUUUCAAUAUGUCGACAAUGAGAAUCGUGGACAACAACAACAGCGAUCCCCUAUGCAGCUUGGUCAUUUCCUGCCUCCUCAGCAACGAGGACCGAUGGGCAGUCCACAGCACCAGCAUCAACAUCAACAGCAGCAGCAGUUCAAUCAGCAGGGGUAUGGAAGAUAUGAUCAGCAGCAGCAGCGAGGACAGUUCGUUGACCGAAGACCUGACAUCCGUACUCGUGAGGAGAAGUACCGUGGCACAAUGACCCAGCGUGAGAAAGAGUUGAUCGCCAAGAUUCAAAUCUCGCAACUGGUCACCGACAACCCAUACCGAGAUGAUUUCUACUACAUCGUGUACAAGUCUUUGACCUCCGCUAACCAGAAUCAAGAGGAUGCCGACGCUACAUCUGCCAAUGCUGGCAAAUCAGCGAAAGGGGGCUUGAACUGGCAGCAGUCGCUGUUGAUGGACCAAACUCGUGCGCCGGGAUCCAAUGCUACCAACAAGAUGCAGCAGCAGAUGCAGCGUCUCAUCGAGGGAAGGAAGCAAAAGGCCAAGGGCAAUUCAUUGUCGCUUGAGGGCGCGCUUGGCAAAAUCGCACUGAGUUCCGUGCGGAAUCCGCGUCAGAUUUUGCAAGUUGAUAGUGCAGGAAAGGAGAACAAGGACGCCAACCCUGCGCCAAAAUCUGCGCACCACACGCCCAAACAAGUUCUCAAGCAAAUUGAGAAGGCAUAUUCUGACGUGUUGGAGCUUGAAGUCCUCAAGCGCCAAGGACCGCCAACCGAUGGCGAAAAUGUUGAGGAAGAGACUGAGGCAUACCACGCCAAAAUCAGCAACCUGACCAAUGGGCUAUGGCGAAUUCUUGGAGUCGCGGAGCCCGUUCCACUCAACUAUCCACACCCGUUAGCGGCCUUCUUGUCGUACGCCAAGGGCAAAAAAGUGUUUCCACGAGUGUUCCGUUUCCUUCCUCGCGAACAUGCUCUUGCAGUGAUCACGACCAUCUUGGCCCGUCUCGAAUCGCUCGACGUCUGUAAGCCAAAUUACACCCCGGACGAUCUCGAGCUCUUCAUGGGCAAUGUCGUUCCCACCGUUGUUACGAUCGUCAUGGACCUCCCGCUCUUUGUCGUUAACGCUUGCAUGCGGAUCAUACUGGAGCGUCACAACAUGGUGUGGGUUGCAAAGACGAAGCCUGGACUGGCAUUCUUGACGAUGUUUUUGAGUCGUGCCGAGAUGGUCAAGCAAGGCGCGGGCGGACCGCAAGGAUUCCAAGUCGCUGAGCAGGAGUUGAGCAUGUGGACGGAAAUAUACAACUUCCUCUUCGCGUCCCUGCACAACAGCUUUGCGAACCUCUUCCCGUCCUCCGUCAGCAACGCAUCGAACUCAUUCAGCAACGGUAAUAACAGCAGCAACAUCUAUGCUGGAGAUGUGUAUGUGUGGCAGUUCCUCGCUGCACUCGCGGUAGGCGCAACUACCGUUGAUCACCAGAGAGUUCUUUUGACGGAAGUCAGGGACAAGGUUCUGGAAACAGCUCGCCGCACCGAUGACCCUAAAUCCCUUGCGAAUGUCAACUUGUUCCUCAACGCGCUCGGACUCGGGAUCGAUGCCCGUCAACUGGUCGACAUGUCCUCCUCCUCUGGAUUCUGAUUAGGUCGAUCCCCGAAGCAUUGGAAAUCUAGUUCAUAGCUAUUCGACCCAACAGCGCAUAGGAAUAUACAUUGAUCCUCCCCCACUCUUUGCGUCCGUGAUCCCUCAAGCUAUCAUGCAAUCGCAGAUACCCUGCAUAACCUGACGGGUUAUUUGUUUCCCCCCGUCGCCAACAUCAUACUUUUUUCUGCUGCCUUUCUUACCAAAUGUAAAAAAAGAGUCAUCCCAAAAAUUCAUCCCGCUCCACUUUCCCCAAUGUCCCGACUUGUCGCACCGAACUCAGCCCACCCCGCCCCCCAACCGCCUCACAAACCCCUGCCCCAACACCCGUGCCACCCUCGCCUGUCUCUCCCCCUGCUUCCCCACCCAUCGUUCCUGUCGGUCUGAGUCGUUGCGCGUGUCUUCUGUU